Messenger RNA from Venustampulla echinocandica, 1542 nucleotides. RefSeq lists its product as uncharacterized. Bases 1 to 1542 code for a protein of 513 amino acids. Gene Ontology annotation, molecular function: ATP binding; protein kinase activity. Gene Ontology annotation, biological process: protein phosphorylation. The transcript has 3 exons. The record is from RefSeq and is a predicted model, not a curated record. NCBI's taxonomy places the organism in Eukaryota, Fungi, Ascomycota, Leotiomycetes, Helotiales, Pleuroascaceae.
AUGUCUGGCGCCGAGCUCGCUCUGGGUAUUGUUGGUGCGGUGGCUGCAGCAGAUGUUGCAAUAAAAGCUUGCAAGAGAGUUUAUGCGACCUGUUCUGCCCUUAAAAAUGCAGCGAAGGAAAUCUGCGAGCGGAGAAUCCGUCUGCAAAGCAAUUGCAUCCAAAUAGAACGACAACUGGAGAUUCUUCGCCAAAUUCAGGACUGUCUUGAUGAACGAAGUCGAAUCAUACAAGAUGAUAUCAUGGAAAUCCUCACAUCGAAGCUCGGCGCUGCAGAGGCUAAGCUCAAAGGUCUUACUACGAGCUGGUCUCUAGAUCCCGGUUCCAAUAUUCUGCCAGCGGAAUCCGUAUCCAAAAGGGAAAGGGCGAAAUAUGCGAUGCUAAGAAACCACCUGGACAGGGCCAUUGAUGAAAUCGAGUCAUGGCAACGUGUUUCAUUCAAUCCUCUUUAUUUUACCGUCAUUAAAUCUCAAACUCAACAGAUCCCGAUCGACAAGGAACUGGAUCUUUCUAAGGGAAAGAACGGGAGCCAAGGAAACAAAAUGAUUACAGAAGCAAUAGCAGUGCGUAAUCCAUUAAGAAAAGCUAGCUCCAUCCACGUCUUUUUACCCUCAGAAAAACUUGACUCUGCUAGAACUGCCGAAAUCGCUUUCAGUUCCGUAAAGUCCGUGCAAAUAGAUAACAAGUGGCGCCUCCUGGAUUCGGUGUCCGACCUGUCAAAGAGGGCGGUUCGUGAUCUGGCGGUAAAGCUCAACAGCUCCAACCCGACCACAUUUGGUCUUCUGACAUGUAUCGGCGCUAUUCAUGACGAGAAAAAAGGCGAUUGCAACCUUGUAUUUCGGAUGCCAGAAAACAUGUCCGAUCCGGAAACGCUUCGCGCGAGGAUCAUGGCGAGCGACUCGAGUCAUUCUCUCUCAGACCGAUUUCGAUUAGCCACGCAAUUAGCACGAGCCGUCUGCUCCGUCCACACCUUCGAUAUAGUCCACAAGAGCAUCCGACCAGAGAACAUCAUCCUAUUUCGGGAUCAGGAAUCGGUCUUGGGAUCAGCAUUCCUUCUUGGAUUCGAAAGAGUUCGUAGGGGGGAAGACAACACACGAUUAACUGAAGAUAUACACUGGGAGAAGAAUCUCUACCGCCAUCCCCAACGCCAAGGAUCUAAAAUCCGAGAUCGUUAUAUCAUGCAGCAUGACAUCUAUAGCUUGGGAGUGUGCAUGUUGGAAAUCGGGCUUUGGAGUUCUUUCGUAAAGUACGACAACUCAACCGCGGACCCGAUCUGGUCGCAGAGCUACGAUUUUGGCGCUGAAGGGCCAAACGAUGUCAGCCAUUCCGAACUCGCCAAGACACGUCUGGUUUCUCUAGCCACAGACGAGCUUCCAGGGAAGAUGGGGACGAAGUACGCUAGGAUUGUCGAGUCAUGUCUUACUUGCUUGGACGUGGGAAAUGAGGAUUUCGGCGAUGAAUUUGAGUUGCAAGACAAUGGUGUUCUUGUUGCUGUCAGAUAUAUCGAGAAGGUUCUCAUGCAGUUAAGCGACAUCUCGGUCUGA